CUUUUUGUGGCGUUGACACGGUCAGAGCCCACUCGCGUCUUAUCUGGAUCCAGUUAGACCAUCCACCACAUCCUGACUCUCGAACCGAGUACUUCUACCGCCUCUCCCGCUUUCCUUCCCCCCCAGCAUCUCCCGGACCCCCACGAUUUACUUGUUCUCCUUCUGCCCUCUCUCGCUCCCUUCACCGCUCGUACCAAUAUCAAAACAUUUCACCACGGAACCUUCGUUCCUCUGCGUUUUGACAGUCCACAUCGAUGAAGAAAACUUCACCUAACUCUGAUUCAUCUUUAGAUCGCAUUCGCUCUUGGGCACGAACCAAAGCGCAUGGCCCCUCUCCACUCGCCCUAGGCACGAGUCGCUCUUCGAGUCUUCCUCUAGAGAACCCCCAAAAGAAUAAAUCCACCUCUCAAAAUGGUUCAACUGAGCCUUUCCCUUCCACAAACUCCCUCAACGGGCAAUCAAAAACCACAUCCAACAAUGUCGUCGACGAUACCACAUCCAAUCACCCUCCCCCAGCUCCACCUCCGCAAGUUGAUGGGGCGGGGACUAUCAUAGCCGAACAACCACCCAAGAAGAAUGUUGCUAUCCGAUUUUGGCUGACGGCUAAAUCCAUUAUAAUGUCUAGUUACAUAAACUUAUUAUUGUUGUUCGUACCCGUGGGUAUUGCAGCACAGUGUGCUCACCUGAAACCGGGAAUCGUAUUUGCCAUGAACGCAAUUGCGAUCAUACCUUUGGCAGGUCUUCUCAGUCAUGCCACAGAAAGUGUGGCCAAGAGGAUGGGGGAUACACUUGGUGCUCUCAUGAAUGUAUCAUUUGGAAAUGCCGUUGAAUUGAUUAUUUUGUAUGUUCUUGCUGCAUCCCAUCCUCAAAACCCCGGCUAACAACCACAGCAUGUAUGUCUACCUCGAGAGAGAUCAAGACAAGAAAGAGCGAGAAGCCCUCUUAAAGGCAUUAUCUUAUCAAUCGCGUCCCAUAUCAUCGUCCCAUUUUCUUUUGUUUGACCCAAACUCGAUGUGAUAUUUUUGAAAAAAGACCCAUGCUCACCUUGUCAUUUUAACGCAAACAGCAUUGCCUUGUCCAAGGUAUGUUUUUUGAAAGUGUGUUGAGACUUGGCUAAUUUUCUUAGGGUGAAAUUCGUAUCGUACAAGCUUCUUUGCUUGGUUCAAUCCUUGCCAAUUUACUCUUGAUUCUAGGCAUGGCUUUCUUACUUGGUGGACUUCGGUUCCAAGAACAGGUCUGUUGGGUCUUUUCUCAAUGUGUCGUGGUACACUCGGCUGAUGAUUCUAGAUCUACAACAGCACCGUUACACAAAUGAGCGCAUGUUUGUUGAGUUUGAGCGUCAUGAGUUUACUUUUGCCAGUAUGUAUUGGAUAAUUGACGUCCUCAACUACUACUAACGACUCUUAGACUGCCUUCCAUGCUUCUUUCAGUGAUCGCCAACAAGCAAAAGCUCAGUCCGCUGUUUUGAAAGUCAGCCGAGGUACUAGUGUGGUAAGUGAGCCUGAAAUCUUGACAAAUCAUUGCUUACAGUUUAGGUACUUUUGCUCGUCUAUGUAUUGUAUUUACUCUUUCAACUCAAGUCCCAUGCAUACAUGUACCAGAGUACACCUCAACACAUUAUUGACGAAGAGUCCGCUCCCGGACCAGCGGCUCAAUGGCUCGACAGCUCAUCCGAUUCUUCUUCCGACUCUUCAAGCUCUGAUUCAGAUGCAUCAAAGGGUUCCAACACCACCGCAAAACGAAUCAAGAGAGCUUUCAAAGGUGGACGCAGACGCAAAUCUAGUGCUGGCUCGAAAGAACCAGAAGUGCUUGCACGUUCUAGAACUGCUUCCAUUGGCACCAACUCUAUUACUCAUGUCCAAACUGAUCUUAACGACGAACCACAAGCCUCUGGGCAUAGAUUUGGUGCAAUUGAUUUUGCUGAUGAUGCCGAUGAUGAGAACAAGGAAAAGGAGCGAGGUCGUCGCGGUUCCCACGGUAGCAUUGCCUUUUCCAGAAAAGAACGUAAAGCCAUCAGAAAAGAACGGGAACGCAGACACCGGGAACGAAAGGAACGUAAGAGAGCCUUGAAAGCCCAACAAGCCAUCGCGGAAGGUGUCAUCGUCGAUCCUUCCAACGAAAAGAUUGAUGGGGAACUUGAUGCCUCUCGCCGCGUUGAUUUUGCCGUCAUAAACGAAACUGAUGGCCAGACCGGAAAUGUCAAACCGGUUCGUAUUUUCCCUGGUAUCCUUCGACCUGCAAUCCCGAAGACAUUCUCCCAGAAUGUCUUUACUCAACCACCUCCUACUACCACUUCCCCAGCACUUGGAGGUCCUGUUCCUCGUGUCAAGAUGGGAAUUCGCCGUACAAACUCUCUUCCGGACCGUUUGAACCAACAACCUGCUACACUGGCUCGCCCUGCUUCAACUUCUAUGCAAAACCCUCAUGUCAACAGCACUACCAUCACAGACCAUCACGAUGCUGAGGUCGAAGAAGAAAAUAUCUCUCGCACUACCGCUGUUUUCUUGCUUCUCAUAUCCACUGGUCUUGUCGCUGUCUGUGCCGAGUUUAUGGUUGAUAGUAUCAAUGCCGUUGUUGAGGGUCAAACUGGACUCAGUGAGACGUUCAUUGGUUUAAUUAUCUUGCCUAUUGUUGGUAAUGCUGCAGAGCACGUUACAGCCGUCACAGUCGCCACUAAGAAUAAGAUGGAUCUAGCAAUCGGUGUAGCCGUCGGAUCAUCCAUUCAAAUUGGUAUUUAUCCCUCAUUCCUUCCCAUCAUCUACCACUAACAAAUCCCAGCACUCUUCGUCACUCCCUUCGUCGUUCUUCUCGGUUGGGCCAUGGGUAAAGAGAUGUCCCUCUACUUCACCCUCUUUGAAACGGUCUCCCUGUUCGUCUCGGCAUUCAUUGUUAAUUUCCUCGUCCUGGAUGGACGGAGUAAUUAUCUGGAAGGUGCGCUGCUUUGUGCGGCGUAUGUUAUCAUUGCAGUGGCGGCGUUCUUUUAUCCCCAGCUGGAGGAUCAGAGUAACCUCGGUGGGAAUUCUGGAAACGGAACUGAGGAGGUUACGCAGGCUGCGACGAGGAUGAUGGUUAGGGCUUUUUUGGAUUAGGAGGGAUGUGAUGAAUCAGAGUGUUGCGGUUGUGUGUG
Messenger RNA from Hymenoscyphus albidus, 3127 nucleotides. NCBI's taxonomy places the organism in Eukaryota, Fungi, Ascomycota, Leotiomycetes, Helotiales, Helotiaceae. The record is from the annotation of a GenBank genome assembly.